Messenger RNA from Populus nigra (black poplar), 1013 nucleotides. Its product is annotated as mitochondrial import receptor subunit TOM20-like. Gene Ontology annotation, biological process: protein insertion into mitochondrial outer membrane. NCBI's taxonomy places the organism in Eukaryota, Viridiplantae, Streptophyta, Magnoliopsida, Malpighiales, Salicaceae. The coding region runs from base 178 to 798 and encodes 206 amino acids. Gene Ontology annotation, cellular component: mitochondrial outer membrane translocase complex. The record is from RefSeq and is a predicted model, not a curated record. The transcript is spliced from 6 exons. Gene Ontology annotation, molecular function: protein binding.
CAAGCGCGCGUGAGAGUCGGACCAUUCUACUUUGUGGUUAGCUAAUCUCCAAAGGCAAGCCUGAAGAAAAACGGAGCACGGGCCGUCAGACACAGCUAAACCUCAAAAGUUCAUCUUUUCUCUGCUUUUAUUUUUAUUUUUCUAUCUGCAGAGAUAGAUAGAUAGAUAGAAGGAGACAUGGAAAUGCCAAACGACUUUGAUAGGUUACUGUUCUUCGAGCACGCACGUAAAACAGCUGAAGAUGCUUAUGCUCAAGACCCUCUUGAUGCCGAUAAUUUGUUGAAGUGGGGAGGAGCUUUAUUGGAGUUGGCUCAGUUUCAGAGUGUUCCAGAUUCAAAGAAGAUGAUGCUAGAUGGAAUCACGAAGCUGGAGGAGUCGUUGCUGAUUAACCCCAAGAAACACGAGGCUAUCUGGUACCUGGGAAAUGCACAUACUUCAUAUGCAUUUUUGACACCAGAUCAAGAUGUGGCUAAUGAGAGUUUUGAAAAGGCAGCUGUCUACUUUCAACAAGCUGUUGAUGAGGAUCCAGAUAAUGAACUUUAUCGCAAGUCUUUGGAAGUGUCUUCUAAGGCUCCAGAGUUGCACUCACAGAUUCACAAGCAUGGUGGCUUAGAUCAACUGGAAAUGGGAGCUGCCCCUGCUUCUGCAGCUUCUACUUCAUCAAGUGCAAAGAGUUCUAAGAAGAAGAAAAGCAGCGAUCUCACGUAUGAUGUAUGCGGAUGGGUUAUUCUUGCUGUUGGCAUUGUUGCUUGGAUUGGAUUUGCAAAAUCCCAGAUGCCGCCGCCUCCUACACAAUAAGCACUUCAUUUCCCAGAAACAUCUAGCGGAGCUCUGAGUUGUUCUAUGUAGACUCUUGAGGAAACAUGCCAUCUUUCAUUCACACAUUAGUUAAUUUUAGCCUUAGCGAGGUUUUCCCAUUAUAAACUGAUAAUAAGCUGCAAGAGUUGUCAUCUUUAACGAGAAAACAUUGAUUUUUUCAUUUGCCAUAUGCUGAAGCUUGUCGUUGAUAUUGA